AUUGAUUAUAAUCAUGGUAGUGUAUUUGCUGGUUGUUGCUGGUGCAAACAACAAUUUUGUUGUGAAUCGCUCUUAUAAACUAAACUAAAAUAUUUACACUUUAUUUGGUGUUAUUUAUAAUUGGCAAGAUGAUUUUCAGAAUUUGAAAAAACUCGCUUUGUAUUAUAUGAAACGUUAGUUGUAAAAAAUGUCGGUAUUCUUUGUAAACGCUAAUCAAGAUAGUGAAGUUGAAGGUGAUUCCAAUGGAGAUUUACAAAUUGCAUCACCUGGUAGUUCCGAAGCUCAACAAGCUUUGGCACAGUUCUGGCCAAAAGUUACAGAAGAAAUUAAAAAAAUUACUACUAUGGACUUGAAAACACAGUCAUUACCAUUGGCUAGGAUAAAAAAAAUAAUGAAAUUAGAUGGUGAUGUAAAAAUGAUAAGUGCGGAAGCUCCCAUGUUAUUUUCUAAAGCUGCAGAAAUUUUUAUACAUGAAUUGACCCUGAGGGCAUGGGUCCAUACGGAAGAUAAUAAAAGACGAACACUUCAACGGAAUGAUAUAGCAAUGGCAAUAACUAAGUAUGAUCAGUUUGAUUUUCUCAUUGAUAUAGUGCCUAGAGAUGAAUUAAAACAGAGUAAAGCACAAACUGAAAAUACUGUACGUACUUCUAUCAACUCUGAUCAAGUACAUUACUAUUUCCAAUUGGCGCAGCAACAAGCGUCUGCUAAUCAAAGUGUACAAAAUAGUAAUACAACUACGCAACCUAUACAAAUUGUACAGCCUUCCACUGGACAGAUACAAACAAUUAAUAUUGGUAGUCCUGUAGAACAGGAAACUACUAGUGCAAGUACAACACAGACUGUAACAGUGCAGAGUCCACAACAGUCAUCAGGACAACAAAUUAUACAGUUGCAGCAGGCUCAACAAACACCCACUACACAAACUGGAGGGAUACAGAUUGUACAACAAAUUGUAACACCUAGUGGGGAAAUUCAACAAAUACCUAUACAAUUAACACCUCAACAACUUCAAAUGAUCCGUAUGCAAGUACAAGGAGGAAGCAAUCAGCCAAUCAUAAUUCAAACUGCUCCGAUACAAGCUCAACCUCAAUUAAUACAGGUUGCACAAGGUGCCCAAGCACCAGUCUUCUUACAAACAAGCGGAACUGACAAUGAGUAAAUGUUAAUUAAUUUUAAGGAAUAUUUAAUAUUUAGUACAAGAAUUUUAAAUUUAAAACAGGAUAAAACCGUAAAGAUAAGCUUGUAUGGUAAGGAAUAAAAUUUUUUUAAAUUA
Megachile rotundata (alfalfa leafcutting bee) is the source of this 1273-nucleotide messenger RNA. RefSeq names its product nuclear factor Y-box C (gene Nf-YC). Gene Ontology annotation, biological process: regulation of transcription by RNA polymerase II. NCBI's taxonomy places the organism in Eukaryota, Metazoa, Arthropoda, Insecta, Hymenoptera, Megachilidae. The record is from RefSeq and is a predicted model, not a curated record. Gene Ontology annotation, cellular component: nucleus; CCAAT-binding factor complex. Gene Ontology annotation, molecular function: protein heterodimerization activity; DNA-binding transcription activator activity, RNA polymerase II-specific; RNA polymerase II cis-regulatory region sequence-specific DNA binding.